AUGUACGACAAGGCGUUUCCUCCCGGAUGGAUGCUCCACAUGGCAGAUCUCAUCCAGGCAGCCCCGCCCAAUCUCCAAUUUGUUGUAUCCGCAAAGGUCAACAGAGAGAGUUGCUACUCCCAGCUCUUAAUCAACGCAGGAUUAACAGACCUGGGCAAUGUCAAAGGAAGCAAAACGAACAAUGGUGGAGCGACUACAUUUACUCUCUUCAAACGCCUGGAACCCCUAAUGAACAAAGAUGGAGGGUCUGCAGCUCCGGCAACCACGUCAGUGUUGCCUGCACUUGAAAAGUACUAG
This is a messenger RNA of Cylindrotheca closterium, 297 nucleotides long. Lineage: Eukaryota; Bacillariophyta; Bacillariophyceae; Bacillariales; Bacillariaceae. The record is from the annotation of a GenBank genome assembly.